GGUCAAAUAUCCAUGCAGUCGCAAAACACUGGCACACUAUAAAGUUAAGUUGACGUGUGUCAUUAAAAAGUAAAAACAGUGAUCGCAUUUUGAAUUUUUUACGCAUAUUGUCACUGAAACAAAAAUAACAAUAAAAUAUCUGGAAAAAAGGAAAGUGUGACGUGUCUCGCGUAUUUUGUCAAAAUAAUUGAAUAUUACAAAAAUAAAAGAUGUUUUCUCAUGACGAUAUAAAAGGAAUGCCUGAAAAUAGUUUCAUGCGGCCGGGCGAUGAAAUCAUAAGCAUCCAUGAAGUUUGCUUGAAUGAUAAUUUUCAAAAAAGGGAUUUUUCUUUGCUGCCUCCCGCCGGUAAACUUGAGUUGGACGUGCCCCGGUCCCUAUACCAGCCUAUACCGGCGCGGCCAGGGCUCAGCUCAGAGGGACAAGCUAGUGUAGAAAUCGAGCUGGACCGGGCGCUCAAGAAUGAGCCUGACACUUCUACUUCUACUUCUGUACUUGGCGAAUAUUCGCCGACUGAGGAUGACUUCAGUAAGUCGUCGUUUCUACUGGACCCGCAGCUCGUGUCGUCUACGUCUACAACGGGGCCUGCGUCUCUUAUACUGGGCACAGACAAGACGAAGAAGGAAAGCACGAAGGUGGACAAGUCGGACCCGCGCUCGCGCUUCCACUUCGUGAAGUACGUCAAGAGGCACGGACGCACCGUCAAGAUCUGGGAGUGCGGGCUUUGCAACCGCGAGUUCCAGCACCAGUACACGCUCAUCCGCCACGUCCCUACUCACACUGAUGAGAGGAACUUCCACUGUGGGGCCUGUGGGAAGAGCUUCCGUCAGCUCUCCACGCUGAGCCAGCACAAGGCCAUACACUCGGCUGAUAGGCCCUACGCUUGCGAGAUGUGCAAGAAAACCUUCAACCGUGUGUCGACCCUCAUCUCCCAUCGCAAGACCCAUUCCAACGACAAACCAUACAAAUGUGACCGCUGUCCUAAAGGAUUCCAUCAGAAAGGCAACCUGCGCAACCACAUGUUCACGCACACCAACGAGCGGCCGUACCGCUGCAGCGUCUGCAACAAGGGCUUCAACCAGCAGUCCAACCUCGUCUGUCACAAGAAUAAGGCUCAUUGCGAGGACUUACCCAACAUUCCUCCAGAGAUGAUUCCUUCUAAAGUUGAAAUACCACGUCCAAGCCGCUCUCCUCGCCAAGCGCGGCCUGACUCUACUGUGUCCAAAUCAGAGCAAUGCGAAGUAUCAUCCUCAGUCGGACCUUACCUGUCUACCAUAGAAGGUCCAUCGACCUCUUCCUGGCAUUCAAUAUCUCCCUCUAUAAUAGACUGGGAAGUGCCCAGGUCUUACCAAGAGUCUUCUGACAUUUGGACCAUGUCUGGUUUAAAUGGGGGCGGUGUUAUAGUGGAGCCUAUAAAGACAUUCCAUAUGGGGGUAGCUAUGGCGACUAAACAGACGCCAUUUGCUUUGCUGAAGCCAGACCAUGGAGUACCCGUUUUGGUGAAGGUAGUCGAUACGAAGCUGCCUGGAGGAAAACAGAUGUUGGUGCCAGCAACAGCAGAUGAUCUAAGGUUCGGAGGAAAAGUAACUGUAAACAACGAUGGAGAGUCUCUACUUCAGCAAUCUAUCUCCGACUCUCAACCCUCGCUCGGAGUCCAGAUACGCGUGCCGGUGGUGGCGACGGUGGCGGCGUCGCUGCGCGGCGGCGGCCUACAGCUGGCGGUCCAGGAGCCGCAUCAGCACUUCCACACUGCACUCAAUGCCACUGUCGAAGUAGAAGGUUGUUCCCUGAGCUCGCCCCCCCACUCCUUCCCGGCCGAGACCCCGGGACCGCAUCUUGAGCCGCCGCCGCUUACUUCCUGCCCUAAUUACACUGAAUCAAAUGGCAACAGAGCUUCCUCAUCGUGUGCGCUGUUCCCCCCUGCGCCCUCCCCGCCCCUCGACCUCAUCUCCUUGGACUUGUUUGAACACAUGGAAUGCAUACCGAUGGGGUCUCAAGUAACGUCCGUGGACGACCACCCCCCGUCUGAUGACUCCAGCGUCUUAAUUGGGCAGUUUCAGGACAGUAUCGCUCUUUCUGACUCGGAUUAGCAAGUUAAACGUACCUAAUAAUUAAAAUUACCUAUCUAUAUUUUUUUCAAUUAAGCAUAUUUUCAAUUAGUAAGUAAAGUUCUUAUUUAUGAAUUUUAAAGUAAGAAAAUAUUUAAAUAGCUUUAUUUCCCUCAAAAUAUUUAGUUUUCUAAUGAAGUUUCGAUUUAGUUCUAAGAGAAAAUGAAGUGUUACGUUUUGUUUUAAUUUAUUUUUGUUCUAAGCUUGCAAUAAAGUUAAUAUAAGU
Plutella xylostella (diamondback moth) is the source of this 2331-nucleotide messenger RNA. NCBI's taxonomy places the organism in Eukaryota, Metazoa, Arthropoda, Insecta, Lepidoptera, Plutellidae. The record is from RefSeq and is a predicted model, not a curated record.